Papilio polytes (common Mormon) is the source of this 1875-nucleotide messenger RNA. RefSeq lists its product as uncharacterized. The record is from RefSeq and is a predicted model, not a curated record. The coding region runs from base 27 to 1847 and encodes 606 amino acids. Lineage: Eukaryota; Metazoa; Arthropoda; Insecta; Lepidoptera; Papilionidae. The transcript has 6 exons. Gene Ontology annotation, cellular component: mitochondrion.
CUGUCAAAAAAUGUACGAAUUAUUGUAUGAUUUUAAAUAUUUUUAUCAAAAUUAUGUUUCGCAUUGUGAGAUCUUGUAUAUUAUAUCAAAAUGUUCAUUAUCUCGAUGAAAAUAUAUUUAAAAUAAACUAUUGCGUCAGAACCGCUGUGAGCUUGUCGUACAAAGUGAUACAACAGAUUGUUGGUACUCCAAACGACAUUCCGCCACCUCUUUGUAUAUUACACGAUUUGUUGAGUAAUAAAAAGCAAUGGAAUAGCAUUGGGAAGACCAUUAACAAUUUGACGAAGCGGCCAGUGGUUAUAGUUGAUCUUCGAAAUCACGGCAUGAGUCCACACACCAGCUCGCUCAAAUACGAAGAAAUGGCUGUCGAUGUUCAGAAUUUAUUAAAGAAAUUAUCGGUAGAUAAAGCUUUCUUCCUAGGACAUGGAAUCGGUGGUAAAACUGCGAUGUGUAUAGCAUUAUUGGCGCCUCAAGUAGCAGCAGGAAUUAUGAUAAUUGACGUGUCACCGGCAUCAUCACCUAAACAAUUCGAAGUGUUAUAUUCAGAAAUAUUUACUAUAAUGAAGAAAAUAACUUUUAAAAAUGAGACGAAGUUAGAAUCUACACAAGCUAGAGUAAAGAAAGAACUAAAAGAGUCCUUAAGUGAUGACCUCGUAAUGGAUUUGAUACUUUCUAAUGUGGUCCUGAAAACAGAUUUAACUAUAGGCUGGACAUGCAAUCUUGAUGUUUUAAUUAAAAACUUUAAUAAUAUGGCCUUAUUCCCGAAAAAGUUAAUAGGAAAAUCGUAUUAUGGACCUACUCUAUUUAUCGGUGGCCAGUUAUCGGAAUAUUUGCCACCAGAUGAUUUGCCAACAAUUCGUGAUUUUUUCCCUUCAGCAGUUAUUACAUAUUUGCGAAGCACGAAUCACAAUUUACACUUGGAAGACACGAGAGGUUUUCUUGAAAUAAUUAUCCCCCGCAAUGGAAAUAUGCUAUACAAAAAUAAUUUCGGAUUAUUUUUAAAAAUCAAAAGUAUAAAAAAUUUAAUUAGAUCAGUUGUUAAUGUAGCGUACAGGGUUCACGGUAAACAGGAUUUCGCAAAUCCAAUUAUAGUUCUUCAUGGCUUAUUGGGGUCUAAAAGGAAUUGGGAAAGUAUGUCGAAAAGGAUAGUUCAUUUAACAAAUAACACAGUAAUAGCUGUGGAUGCUCGUAACCAUGGCGAUAGCCCUCAUCAUCCUAGCCAUACUUACCCUGAACUGGCGGCUGAUCUGAAAAACCUUAUGGACUCAUUAAGUAUCAGAAAGGCGGACUUCAUUGGUCACAGUAUGGGAGGAAGGACUGCUAUGGUUUUGGCACUUACUGAGCCAGCGAGAGUAUCGAAGUUAGUCGUGGUGGAUAUUUCUCCGGUGUCGACAGCAGGUGCACUAAAUGACUUUAUUCCGAACGUCUUGAAUACGAUGAAAUCGAUUAGCUUCGAUGGAAUUAAAGAUAUGAAUAAAGCAAAAGCAUAUGCGAAAAAGCAACUACAGUCGAAAUCACUCAAUGCAGAUACUGUUGGUUUUAUUUUAAUGAAUAUUGGAGUCACACCAUACAAAACAGUGGGAUGGUCUAGCAAUGUUGAAGUGUUAAGUAAACAUUUCAUGGACAUUGCUACUUUUCCUAACAUGUCAGGGAAAACUUUUCCUGGUUUAACUUUAUUUCUCGGAGGAGGGAAUUCCAAUUAUAUCCCAUCAACAGAUCUGAAUGGAAUCAAGGCUUUUUUUCCGAAAGCUGAAUUAAAGUACAUCGAAGGCGCCGGUCAUAAUGUCCACGCCGACAAUCCAGCGGAAUUUUUAAAAAUUGUAACACGUUUUUUAUUAUUGAAUUAAAAUAUAAGUAAUUUGAAUUUGUUCACUA